CUCUAAUAACAACAUUCACAUACACCUCCUUUAUCUCCUAGGAUGCCAUAGUCCCUUCUCUCUCUCUCACACACACACCCCCUCCACAACCAUGUCCUGAGGAGCUCCUCCUCCUUCAACACCAUCACAAAUUCACUACCAUGUCAACAAAAGAAUCCCCAGCCAUAGCCCCAAAAGAAUUAAACAACACCGACGAUGCCGCCGUCGCUGAGAGCAGGCACGGUAGCGCCUGCGGGAGGAGACGGUGCAUGCUGGGCCGGGCCACAGACCCUUGGGCCAAGUGGAUUCGCGAGUGGAACCGCUUCUACCUUCUCGCCUGCGCCGCCGGGCUCAUGGUCGACCCCCUCUUCCUCUACGCGCUCUCCAUCAGCGGCCCGCUCAUGUGCGUGUUCGUAGACGGGUGGUUCACCGCCACCGUCACCGUGCUCCGGUGCAUGGUCGACGCCAUGCACGUGUGGAACAUCUGGGUCCAGCUCCGCAUGGCCCGCGGAGAGCCCCGCGGGGCGGCAGCGGGGGCGGAUGCGGAGAUGGAGGUGGGAGGGACUGCGAAGGGCCGGGCCAGGGCGGCGCAGUCGACGUCGUACGUGAAGUCGAAGAAGGGCUUGGUGUUGGAUCUCUUUGUGAUAUUACCAGUGUUGCAGGUUGUGAUGUGGGUAGCAGCUCCAGCUCUAAUAAGGAGAGGAUCAACGACAACAGUGAUGACUGUUCUGCUAAUAAUGUUUCUCUUCGAGUACCUUCCAAAGAUUUACCACUCGGUUUGUUUCCUGCGACGCAUGCAAAAUUUCUCGGGAUAUAUUUUUGGGACUAUUUGGUGGGGCAUUGCGCUUAAUUUGAUGGCCUACUUUGUGGCAUCACAUGCUGUGGGUGCAUGUUGGUACUUACUGGGGAUCCAAAGAGCAACAAAAUGCCUCAGAGAGCAAUGCUUUGUUGCCAAGGGGUGUGGAGCAAAAACAAUAGCUUGUGUGGAUCCAAUAUACUAUGGCACAACUACUUCAAUCAGAGGAGAGAGGUUAUCAUGGGCUCAGAACAUGCAGGCUAGGGCUAUGUGCCUUGAUAGUAGUGACAACUACCAAUAUGGUGCUUACCAGUGGACUGUUACACUUGUCACAAACCCUAAUAGGCUUGAGAAGAUACUCCUCCCCAUAUUUUGGGGUCUUAUGACUCUCAGCACCUUUGGGAAUUUGGAGAGCACAACGGAGUGGGUUGAGAUUGUCUUCAACAUAAUCACCAUCACAGGAGGUUUAUUACUUGUGACCAUGCUCAUUGGGAACAUCAAGGUAUUCUUACAUGCAACUACCUCGAAGAAGCAAGCGAUGAACCUGAGGCUACGAAGCGUAGAGUGGUGGAUGAAGCGGAAGCACCUGCCCCACGGCUUUCGGCAGAGAGUGCGGCAGUACGAACGGCAGCGGUGGGCGGCAAUGAGGGGCGUCGAUGAGUGUCAGAUGAUUCGGAACCUUCCGGAGGGCUUGAGGAGGGACAUCAAGUACCACCUCUGCCUCGACCUCGUCCGGCAGGUGCCUUUGUUCCAACACAUGGAUGAAGUCGUACUGGAGAACAUAUGCGACCGAGUCAAGUCCCUCAUCUUUCCCAAAGGAGAAAUCAUUACAAGGGAAGGGGACCCAGUGCAGAGGAUGCUGUUUAUAGUGAGAGGCCAUUUACAGAGCAGCCAAGUCCUCCGGGACGGCGUCAAGAGCUGCUGCAUGCUCGGCCCGGGCAACUUCAGCGGCGACGAGCUCCUCUCUUGGUGCCUCCGCCGCCCUUUCGUGGAGCGGCUCCCGCCUUCUUCUUUCACUCUGAUGACGCUCGAGACUACCGAAGCAUUUGGCUUGGAAGCGAGCGACGUGAAGUACGUGACACAGCACUUCCGGUACACGUUCGUGAACGAGAAGGUGAGGCGGAGUGCGCGGUACUACUCGCCAGGGUGGCGGAUGUGGGCGGCGGUGGCGAUCCAACUGGCGUGGCGGAGGUACAGGCACAGGAAGACGCUCACCUCGCUGUCGUUCAUACGGCCGCGGCGGCCGCUUUCGAGGUGCUCCUCUCUAGGGGAGGAGAAGCUGAGGCUGUACACGGCGCUCCUCACAUCUCCCAAGCCUAAUCAGGAUGAUUUCUUGAUGUGAGAAGAAAAUAGUGAGAUAAACAAAUUCCGUGAGUCGAUAGAAUUCAGUAAGAUGUGUGUCUUA
This is a messenger RNA of Ananas comosus (pineapple), 2180 nucleotides long. Its product is annotated as cyclic nucleotide-gated ion channel 4-like. NCBI's taxonomy places the organism in Eukaryota, Viridiplantae, Streptophyta, Magnoliopsida, Poales, Bromeliaceae. The coding region runs from base 141 to 2117 and encodes 658 amino acids. The record is from RefSeq and is a predicted model, not a curated record. The transcript is spliced from 8 exons.